AGCGACCUUCUGUACCAACAUGGCGGCUAGUUCGAAAUCCAUGCUAGAAAAAUCUGAAAAUGAGACAUGUCAUUUGGAUGAUUUUUGAUUUAAUAACAGUAUUUUCGUCAAACCCUGCAUAGAACAGCUUAGUAAAAAUUUCCACUAAAAAUCAUGUGGUCAGAUAAUGAGAGCAGCAGAGAUUCAGUGGUGGACCUAACAGAUUCACCUCCUCUGAAAACUAAAAAAAGAAAAAGAGAGACAUUAACUUCGAAACCAGUUCCAAAAAAGGCUAGUUCUUCCCAAUGGGUGACUUCAGCUUUUGGAGACUUUGAUGAUUUUGCUGGAUUUGGAUCUUCUACGCAGCCUGCAGCAAAAACCAAGCAAUCUAAACUAGUCACUAAACCUCUGUCCCAGUGUCCUCCGAGGGCUAACGUCAGUAAGCGGCCAUCUUAUGAGGACGAGCUGUGGUCUGACAAACACACUCCCAAAUCUGUGUCAGAUUUAGCUGUCCAUAAGAAGAAAAUAGAGGAAUUGCAGACAUGGCUUCAGAGACACCUGAAUUCUAAGACAAUGAGAUCACCAAUGGUUCUGUUGACUGGACCAGCGGGUGCAGGGAAAUCGGCCUUGGUUCAAGUGCUGGCCAAGGAGCUAAACUGUGAGCUGAAGGAGUGGUCCAACCCUAUAGCUGCUGCUUAUGAUGAGUUAUCUUUUCUUGAUAGAAGGAAUAACUGGUCAGAUUACUCCAGAGUGGAAGGCAGCUACUCAAGUUCUCAGCUCUCACAGUUCCAACAGUUUCUACUGAGGGCAGACAAGUACAACUCCCUGGACAUAUUUGGAAACGGAACUCAGGGAAAAGUCAUCCUAGUAGAGGAAUUCCCAAACAUAGUUUACAAAGAUGCCACAUCUUUCCAUGAUAUUUUGAGGAAGUAUUCAAAAGUGGGGAGGUGUCCCCUCAUCUUCAUCAUCAGUGACUCCAGCAGUGGGGAGAGCAAUGAGAGACUCCUGUUUCCCAAGCACUUACAGGAGGAGCUUCACAUCGAAAACAUCAGCUUCAAUCCUAUAGCAGCAACUACAAUGCUAAAAUUUUUAACAAAAAUAGCAACAGAAGAAGCCGCUCAUGGCAUGCACAAGUUUUCCAUACCAUCUAAAGCAGUGAUAGAAUCAAUAUCCAUGUCCAGUGCUGGAGACAUUAGAGGAGCCAUCAAUGCUCUACAGUUUGCAUGUCUCAAAGACACACAUGAUCUUCUUCCUACCACAUCUAAAGGCAGACAAUCAAAGAAAAAAACAUCAGGAGAAGCAUCAAAAUCGAAGAGAGCAGGAAACAAGAGUUCUGCUGACUCAGACUCCACCCUGGCGGCCAUAGGUGGCAGGGAUACCUCUCUGUUCCUGUUUAGAGCUCUGGGCAAAAUUUUGUAUUGUAAAAGAGAUGAUCCCUCAAACCAUCCAGAAUUAGCAAAGUUACCACCACAUCUUAGAGAACAUGAGAGAGAUCCUCUCAGUUUGAAUCCAGAGGAUGUGAUUGAGAAAUGUAACUUGUCGGGGGACUACUUCAAUGCCUAUCUCCACCAGAACUACCUCGAGUUUUUUUCAGAAAUUUCUGACGUCGUCCGAGCAUCGGAGUAUCUCAGUGAUUCAGAUUUCAUGACUUUUGAAUGGUCUACACAGUCAAUAUUAGAAGAGUAUGCAUCCUCAAUAGCAACCAGAGGAAUGCUUCAUUCUAACUCUAGUCGAUCCAAGCAUUCAUCUACUGGAUCAGGCCUUGGAUGGAAACCUCUCCAUAAACCACAGUGGUACUCAACAUGUAAAACAGAAAGACAGAAUUGUGAAACUGCAAGACAUUUGUUUAAAAGUUAUGCCUGUCCUCCAGAUGUACUGCAGACAGAGUUAGUUCCCUUUCUUUCACUCAUUGAUGUUACACUCCAUGACCCAGGUCAAAUUUCAUUUAUAAAUGAAAUAACCAAGUUUUCUAAUGUCAAAAUAAGGUCAGAGAAGCUGGACGAGAAGGAUCUAGGAGUGGAUAAAGAUUCACAGGAGACGGGUACCUCCGGGGAGACAGUGUGGUCCAACAAGAUGGAAGAGGACAAUAUUUCAAACAGCCAAUCAAAAGUUGUCACGGAGGAAAUGGAAGAGGAAGAAGAAUACGAGAUCACGGAGUUUGAUGACUGAGACUUUUAUGUUCCGUUUCAUUCUUUUUUUCCAGACUAGAAUAUUCAAUAAAUAUUUUCAUCUCCAGUU
This is a messenger RNA of Magallana angulata, 2217 nucleotides long. RefSeq names its product cell cycle checkpoint protein RAD17-like. The record is from RefSeq and is a predicted model, not a curated record. Gene Ontology annotation, molecular function: chromatin binding; ATP hydrolysis activity. Lineage: Eukaryota; Metazoa; Mollusca; Bivalvia; Ostreida; Ostreidae. The transcript is spliced from 18 exons. The coding region runs from base 154 to 2148 and encodes 664 amino acids. Gene Ontology annotation, biological process: DNA repair; DNA damage checkpoint signaling; mitotic DNA replication checkpoint signaling.